This is a messenger RNA of Anopheles cruzii, 1335 nucleotides long. Its product is annotated as POC1 centriolar protein homolog. The transcript is spliced from 2 exons. NCBI's taxonomy places the organism in Eukaryota, Metazoa, Arthropoda, Insecta, Diptera, Culicidae. The record is from RefSeq and is a predicted model, not a curated record. Gene Ontology annotation, molecular function: protein binding. Gene Ontology annotation, cellular component: centriole; ciliary basal body. Gene Ontology annotation, biological process: cilium assembly. Bases 1 to 1119 code for a protein of 372 amino acids.
AUGUCGAAUCCUGUUCUACUGCGACAUCUGAAGGGCCACCGGGGUAAGCUAACGGGUGUGUCGUUCAAUCCGGAAGGUUCCCGCUUCGUUACGGCCUCCAGCGACCACUCCGCGAUUGUGUGGGCCGUCAACGAACAAGUCCGCUGCUUACGCUUCGAGGCGCACACGGACAUAAUAAACGAUAUUUGCUGGUCUCCGGAUGGCCGCAUCAUAGCUUCCGCUUCGAAGGAUCGCUCGGUGAAAAUUUGGAUUCCAUCGAUGCUCGGCAAUUGCGACGAAUUCCGUGGCCACACAUCGAACAUUCGGUCAGUAGAUUUUGAUCCAACCGGGAAAAAGCUCCUGACAGCAUCGGACGAUAAAACGGUGAAAUUAUGGCGAGUGACGCGAAAAAAUUUCCUUUCCUCGUUCGUCGGACACACAAACUGGGUACGCUGUGCCCGGUUCUCUCCGAACGGUAAACUGAUCGCCUCCUGCGCUGAUGACCGCACGCUGAAACUGUUCGACCCUGCCUCCGGGCAGUGCGUCCACACAUUUGUCGACCAGAAGGGUGCCGGAUACAAAGUUGCUUGGCAUCCCGACAGUUCGCUGGUGGCAAUCGCGUUGGACAACUGUCGAGUGAAAAUUUAUGACGUGAACAUUCGGAAGCUGAUCCAAUACUACCGGAUUUUCGACGGCCCAGUCAACGCGCUCGACUUUCACCCUUCCGGCAACUAUCUGAUCACGGUCAGUGAGGAUGGCGUUACUAAAAUCAUCGACCUGCUCGAGGGUCGCCAAAUAUUCACUCUCACCGGUCAUCGGGGUCCGGUGACGGCGGUAAAGUUUUCGAAGGAUGGCAAAUUUUUCGUCACCGGCAGUGAAGAUCGGCAUGUGAUGCUUUGGCAGGCGAACUUGGACAGCGAAUCGGCACAACAUUCCCUCCACUCAACCGAUAGCAGUUGCGGGGAUAUGAAUCCACCGAUGGCCGGGCGAAAGUUUAGCUUCUUCGAUCAGGACGUCAGUGAGGCGGAUGCUGAUGAUGCCACGCAGAACAAAGAGAACUUGCCGGACACGAGCGUGUUAGUCGAUGCUUCUAAAACUGAAAACUUUAAAAUAUCUGACGCCGUAGAGGUUAGCGAUUAAACACUGUCGCAUCACCGUCCUUAUUCUCAAUGCUCCUUGCUCUGCGUAGUCCUUUAUUCACUUUAAUCACCUUACAUUUUGCUCAAAUUUCCCUUCCAUAUAAUGCAAGGAAAUUGUAAUCAAACUGAAUAAAUCCUCCCCCGGAGCUAACCAAACGGCCGGACUGAGCGUUAGUUUCACGAGCAAACCCUCGCCAAGCAACGACGUGGCAGUUCG